This is a messenger RNA of Oncorhynchus tshawytscha (Chinook salmon), 2343 nucleotides long. Its product is annotated as oocyte zinc finger protein XlCOF22-like. Lineage: Eukaryota; Metazoa; Chordata; Actinopteri; Salmoniformes; Salmonidae. Gene Ontology annotation, cellular component: nucleus. The transcript is spliced from 2 exons. The record is from RefSeq and is a predicted model, not a curated record. Bases 487 to 1842 code for a protein of 451 amino acids.
ACAACAAAAUGUGGAAUUAGUCAAGGGGUAUGAAUUCUUUCUGAAGGCAUGGUACAUUAAUCUCCUCUUCCUUUAAUUAAUUGCAGACAUGACAAUGUUGGAUUAGUGAUAGCAGUAUGGUGUAUUCUAUUUUUGGUGUACUUUAGUGAUCUAGGGAGGCAAUGAUUGAUCUAAACUUCAGAUUUGCACCAGUAGUGCUGUAGCAGCGCCACCAGCUCUGCAGUCUACUACAUGUAGGUCUAUAUGCUGGGCUAGAAUAAAAAAUAUACAGACACUUGAGGACCUCCAAGAAUAGAUUGGGAAAUAUUUAUCCAAUCUGUAGGAUUGCGAGGACCUGUGUCUUCCGCUCCAGCAGGGGGCGACAAUGCAAAAUGUACUAUGCCGUGUACGCACGAAUACUGACAGCGCUCUUUGUCUUCUUGACUUUGUUUACGUUGGUAGCUAGCUGGCUGACUUAGCUGGCUGACAGCUUUCCUAAUUAAAAAAAUGUCUAAAAUGGAUUUCUUGAGAGUGUUUCUCAACCAGAAAUUGAUAGCGGCAGCUGAGGAGAUAUUUGGUGUCGUUGAAGAAACGAUAGCAGAGUACCAGGAAGAGGUUUCUCUCACAAAGGAGGAGAACAGGCGUCUACGGAGCAUGCUGGAUAUUCGUUCUAAGCCACAGAUCAAGUUACAUAGACGAGCAGACCUCCAGCAGCUCACUGUCGCUGUGUCUGAUGAGCAGCAGGAGUGGAGCCCCAGUCUGGGGCAGAAGGACCCAGAACCCACACGGAUGAAAGAUGAACAGGGUGAACCAAGAACCAGUCAGGAGGAUGAGAAUAAUUUCAAUGAGUUUAUCAAUUCUUACGGCUGUGCAUCAAGUGGCUAUUAUCAGGACCCAACUCAGCCCUCACAUGGAGAGAGAUACUCUCUACCCAGCACCUCAACUGAACAGAUCAAAACAGAACCUUAUGUAGAAGACUAUGGUGUAUCAGAACCAACCAGAGAGCCACAGCCCUUCUCUGCAGUAGAUACAGAGUGUUCUGCAGCUCAGAGUGAAAACAGAAGACAUAUUGACAGGAUGGAGUGUGGAGGACCUCUGUCAGGUCUAAUGUUAAAGCCACUCAAAUCAAAGAGAACAAAGACAGUAAAAGGACAAAGUUGUCAUAGUGUUAAGGACAGGAAAUUGAACCAUCUAAAAUCACACUCGAGACCCAGUGUAAGCUGGGAUGCUGCUCCUAGUUGUAAGGUAUGUGGAAAGCAAUUUGACUCCAUGGCGUCUUUAUUAAAUCAUGUGCAAACCCACACACAGGAUAAAGAACAUCUUUGUGGUGUGUGUGGAAAAUUCUGUCAGUCCACAGAAAGUAUGAUGGAUCACCUACAAACUCACAUUGGAGCAAAGUGUUGUCAUAUUUGUGGUAAAUAUUUUGCUUGGGAUACUUUCCUGAAAAGGCAUUUGAGGAGUCAUACAGGGGAGAAGCCGUUUCACUGUCAAGAUUGUGGCAAAGGAUUUACUCAGCGUGGACACCUAAACUUACAUAUGAGGAGCCACACAGGGGAGAAACCACAUCAAUGCCAGGAUUGUGGCAAAUGUUUCAGCCAGAAUACAUCUCUGAUUGUGCACAUGAGGACUCACACAGGGGAGAAGCCAUACAUGUGUCCUGUGUGUAGAAAAUGCUUUACCACAUCAAGUAUGUUGAAGAAGCAUCAGACAGCUCACAAACAUAUAGGUGCCAUGAAUGUGGCCAAUGCCACAAUGGAUUCAGACCAUACCGAGUCACGUGAAGAGGGUUUACUAGAAGGAGAACAAAUGACUGUGCCCUGUGUGGGGGGGAGAGAAUCGGACAGCAGACUGAGAGACAUGUGAGAGGAGAAUCAGGACAUAGCCCUCCUCGGGACACUGCUCUCUGAUUAAUAUCAUGUUCUAACAGAGAGCAGUUAGUGGGUUUCUGAGCAACAGGAGUCCCUGCCCAUUAGUUAUAGGAUGACACAGAGGACAUGAUGUGAUCCACUGUUCUGUCUGUAUAUAAACCUUGCAUUGUUCUUGAGAGUAAUAUGUCACAAUAUAUCUGCCCUGAUGUUGCAAACAGCCUAGUUUUCAGAAUGUUUGUUCCCUUUUGUUUAAUGUGUCAAGAUCUUCCGUACACCAAAUGUCAUACUUACCUCUGAGCCUAAUGCCAAAAUCCACCAAGGGAAAAAAAUUAAUUUAAUGUGUAUUUACAUGUAUAGAGAAUUGGUAUGAGUUAUGCUAUGUUCAAUGGGAUCUAAAUAUACCAACUGAAAUGAUAGCUGCUUCUUUCAACCAACCCAGAUAUUGUACAUUCCCAGGCAUACAUUAAGUACUACAUAAUAAAUGGCUGAUAAUGUG